UACCAACCCAUUCCUAGCCAUAAAAUCUGAGAUAUAAAGACUAUUAUUUCAAUCUCUAAAUUUGCUAGAGCGAUAUGGCUGGUUUCUCUGGACAUUGGGCUCUUGCAUUUGGACUACUUGGCAAUAUUGUCUCGUUCAUGGUGUUUCUCGCUCCAAUACCAACUUUUUAUCAAAUUUACAAGAAAAAAUCAAGUGAAGGAUUUCAAUCGAUUCCAUACGUGGUUGCUUUGUUCAGUGCAAUGCUUUGGAUAUAUUACGCACUUCUCAAAUGCAACGCUACUUUCAUAAUCACCAUUAAUUCAGUUGGCUGUAUCAUCGAGACAUUUUACAUUAUCUUCUAUUUCUAUUACGCCUCAAAGAAUUCCAAGCUAACCACGAUGAAGCUACUCGGCUUGAUUGUUGUUUGUGGGAUGGGAAUAUUUUGCGUCACUCACUUCCUAAUGAAGCCUUCGCAAGGCGUCGUCGUUGUCGGAUGGAUUUGUCUCGUCUUCUCCUUGUGCGUGUUCGUCGCGCCUCUAUGCAUUUUGAGGCAAGUGAUACGAACCAAGAACGUGGAUCAUAUGCCGUUUCUUCUCUCAUUUUUUCUUACAAUUAGUGCAGUCAUGUGGUUUUUCUAUGGCCUUUUGCUAAAAGAUUUUAACAUUGCGAUCCCAAACGUACUCGGAUUCAUCUUCGGUUUGCUUCAAAUGGCGCUCUACGCGAGGUACAGAAGCGUAGACAAAGCCAUAUUGGAGCAGAAGCUUCCAGAAACUCGAAAGCAAAUCAGUGUUGUAAAGGAAGAUAUGAUGAAGAACCCUAAUCACACAGUCAUUGAAGUUUUCAAGCUAAGCACACUUCUGAGUUCGGACAAGAACAUUAAUGGAGUCGAAGCAGCGCCGCAAACUCAAGCUUGAUCGGAAUUUUUAUUGAUUUGCAUGGCAUCCAACUGCAUGUGAUUAUCUAAUUAAUUUAAUUAUGCUUUUAAUUAACUUUGGCUUUUAAUGUGUAUUAAUAAUAUAUUUGUUGUUGGAAGAUGAUGUAACGUGGGAGACUCGUCACGUCUCUUGUUUCUCAAUAUGUUGGAAAGAAAUUUGGAUGCCUUUUUUUUAAUAUAUAUAUAAUUAUUUAUAGAA
Molecule: messenger RNA, 1112 nt
Organism: Salvia miltiorrhiza (redroot sage)
Lineage: Eukaryota; Viridiplantae; Streptophyta; Magnoliopsida; Lamiales; Lamiaceae
Product: bidirectional sugar transporter SWEET14-like
Exons: 6
Coding region: 75-893 (272 amino acids)
Biological process (GO): carbohydrate transport
Cellular component (GO): membrane
Molecular function (GO): sugar transmembrane transporter activity
Source: RefSeq, a predicted model, not a curated record